Messenger RNA from Saccoglossus kowalevskii, 1036 nucleotides. RefSeq names its product mevalonate kinase-like. Lineage: Eukaryota; Metazoa; Hemichordata; Enteropneusta; Harrimaniidae. Gene Ontology annotation, biological process: isopentenyl diphosphate biosynthetic process, mevalonate pathway; cholesterol biosynthetic process; isoprenoid biosynthetic process. The record is from RefSeq and is a predicted model, not a curated record. Gene Ontology annotation, cellular component: cytoplasm; cytosol. Gene Ontology annotation, molecular function: mevalonate kinase activity; ATP binding.
AUGUACAGGAAAGGCAUUUCUAUGUCUUUCCAGACUGCCUUAGCUGUAAGUGUAAAUUUAAGGACAUUUGUUCAGCUUAAAGAAACUGACCAAGUAAAGGUGGUUUUAGAUUUGCCAGACAUUAAACUUCACAAUGCAUGGGAAAUGGAAGAUAUCUCAAAAGCGUUUGAAGAUAUUAUAAUAGGGGAUCUUUUUACUCCAAUGCCUGUUACGGAAGACUUGUUAUCAAAACUAAAGAAAUUAGCCAACAUUCCAGAAGAAGAAGUUAGUUUGAAAAACUUGGCAAUUAUUUCAUUUCUGUAUAUUUAUUUGGCUAUUAUGAGUCAUAAAAGAAAAGAUGGAUUACAGUCUUUAUCUGUUAAAGUUACUUCCAAUCUUCCAACUGGAUCAGGUCUUGGGUCAUCGGCUGCAUAUUCUGUUAGCUUAGCUGCUGCGUUACUUACCUACAGUGGGGUUGUGACUCCAAUUAAUGAUGAAAAUGAUAAUAAAUACAUGAAAUGGACAAAGGAUGAUUUGGAAUUGAUUAAUAAAUGGGGAUUUGAAGCAGAACGAAUUAUACAUGGAACACCGUCUGGUAUUGAUAACUCAGUCAGUACAUAUGGUGGUGCAAUUCAUUUCAAAAGAGUCAAGGACACGGAUGGUGAGAUGGUGCCCCAAAUAACCCCACUGCAAAGAGUACCUGAAUUGAGAAUUUUAUUGGUGAAUACCAGAAUACCAAGAAUUACAAAGAUUUUAGUUGCGAAUGUGAAAAAAAAACUGGAGAAGUAUCCAGACAUUAUAAACCCUAUAUUUGAUGCUAUCGAUGGUAUUUCUAUCCGAUGUGAGAAUUUAUUUAAAGACAUGAAAGAGAAAGAUUGUGAUCAUAUAUAUAGAGAAAUUGAAGAGUUGAUUGACAUAAAUCAAAGUUUGUUGGGAAUAUUAGGUGUUUCUCAUCCAUCAUUGGAGCAAGUAGUUCAGAUUACAUCAAAACAUGGACUUCAUUCCAAAUUAACGGGUGCUGGAGGAGGUGGCUGUGCACUGACACUAAUAGCACCUG